Molecule: messenger RNA, 1602 nt
Organism: Acanthisitta chloris (rifleman)
Lineage: Eukaryota; Metazoa; Chordata; Aves; Passeriformes; Acanthisittidae
Gene: RER1
Product: retention in endoplasmic reticulum sorting receptor 1
Exons: 6
Coding region: 8-598 (196 amino acids)
Biological process (GO): retrograde vesicle-mediated transport, Golgi to endoplasmic reticulum; protein retention in ER lumen
Cellular component (GO): Golgi membrane
Source: RefSeq, a predicted model, not a curated record
AGCCACCAUGUCAGAAGGGGACAGCAUUGGGGAGUCUGUGCAUGGAAAACCUUCCGUGGUCUAUAGAUUCUUCUCAAGGCUUGGACAGAUCUACCAGUCCUGGUUAGACAAAUCCACCCCGUACACCGCAGUGCGAUGGAUUGUAACUCUGGGGCUGAGCUUUAUCUACAUGAUUAGAGUUUAUUUACUGCAGGGUUGGUACAUUGUGACAUAUGCCUUGGGAAUCUACCACCUAAACCUCUUCAUAGCUUUCCUGUCGCCAAAGGUAGAUCCCUCUCUAAUGGAAGAUUCAGAUGAUGGUCCUUCCUUACCCACGAGGCAAAACGAAGAGUUUCGGCCUUUCAUCCGAAGGCUCCCAGAAUUCAAGUUCUGGCACUCUGCCACCAAAGGAAUCCUGGUGGCUAUGGCAUGUACAUUCUUCGAGGCUUUCAACGUUCCUGUCUUUUGGCCAAUCCUUGUGAUGUACUUCAUCAUGCUAUUUUGUAUCACGAUGAAGAGGCAAAUCAAGCACAUGAUAAAGUACAGAUAUAUACCCUUCACACAUGGCAAGAGGAAAUACAAAGGGAAGGAGGACGUGGGGAAGACCUUUGCUAGCUAGGAGCAGCAAAUCAAGUCACUGACCAAUUCUCCUUGUCCCUAAAGGAACGAUCUCGAGCCAUUGUAACAAUGCCUUUUUUCUUCAUAAAGUGAUUAACAGAGUGGUGACAAAGCAGUUGAAUUUUCAUUUUAGGAGGAUCUUGCUGUUUUUAUCUCAAGUAUCAGUUUCUCGAGGAAACUGGCAUUCGAACCAAAUCGCAUUGAGUUUGUUCUCUUCUGUAACAAGUUGGAGAGACUUGGGGGAAUCCCAUGGAUUUGGGAUAGUGUCUGUCUUUGGAGUUCCAUUGCACUGAAGAGAUGAAUGGCUUAGAGCUGGAUAUUUUUACCUAGUUCUCCUGCUCAACAUCCCCCUGACGUGCUGUGCACAUCUGUGCAGGGAAGUGUUUGCUGGCACACAUGAUGCUGUUUUCUGCUUCAUGGCCAUGUGCUGUUUCAUUUUCAGUAACCUAAGUAGAUGCAGAACUUAAGCCAGUUUCCUAGAUGCAUGGUAUUGCUGAGUUAGAACCAAACCAAUAUAGGUAGGAGUAAAAAUCUACUAAAUCCUGGGUUAAGUAGGGCACAAAUCCUCAUCUAGCUUCUAAAGCAACUCAUUUGUGUUGGGUUUCAAUGCCAGUUUCACUGUUCCAUCUCUGAGCAGAUGCUAAAAUUGGGCUCUUUGGUGAUGACUCAGAACUUUGUUCAAACUCUAUCACAAUUUCCUUUGAGGACCUGGAAUUAUAAAAUAUAUAUAUUUUAAUUGUUAUUAGUUGGAGUUUCUUUCAUACUUAAUGGUUUCUGGGUUAAAUUAAGCUGACCUGAGGCAGCCCCACAGGAUGUUCCCACACUGGCCAGGCCAGGACAGACAGUGGUUGGGGUUUUAACACAGCUCUUCAUUUUCUAUGGGGGGGGAAAAAAAAAAGAGAGAGGUAAAUGACCUGCAUGUAAACUUUUUCAUGUGAUACAACUGCAGUUUUAUUAAGUGACUUUUUAAUUCCAAAAUUUAUUAAAAGACAGUGUUCCCCUUUA